This is a messenger RNA of Trichophyton benhamiae CBS 112371, 6423 nucleotides long. RefSeq names its product conidial pigment polyketide synthase PksP/Alb1. Gene Ontology annotation, biological process: fatty acid biosynthetic process. Gene Ontology annotation, molecular function: fatty acid synthase activity; 3-oxoacyl-[acyl-carrier-protein] synthase activity. Bases 1 to 6423 code for a protein of 2140 amino acids. The record is from RefSeq and is a predicted model, not a curated record. NCBI's taxonomy places the organism in Eukaryota, Fungi, Ascomycota, Eurotiomycetes, Onygenales, Arthrodermataceae. The transcript has 7 exons.
AUGGUGAAUCAACUGCACCUCUAUCUCUUCGGAGAUUUGACAUAUGACAUUUCCACAAAGCUGCAACCACUCCUUCACUUUGAUUCAUAUCCCCUUCUUCGUUCGUUUUUUGAUUGCGUUUCCGAUAAACUCAGAGCUGAGAUUGGCCAAUUGCCGGCCCAGGACAAAGAAGUUUUCCCUCGUUUUUCUAGCAUUGCUGAGCUAUUGACAUGGCGUAACGGCCACAGCAGGUCAAAUCCUGCUGUUGAGAAUGCAUUGACGUGCAUCUAUCAACUGGGAGAAUUUAUUCACCAACAUGAGGGUCUCGGACAGGAAUACUUCUCUCCCCAAGAAACAUGCGUAUCAGGUAUCUGCACCGGUGCCCUUUCUGCCGCAGCUGUUAGCUGUUGUAGGACUGCAUCUGAAUUGGUCCCUAUUGCUGUACAAACGGUACUGGUCGCUUUUCGAUUGGGAAUGUGCACAUUACGUGCUGCCAAGGCAAUUGACCCGUCAGAAGGAAACUGGUCGAUGGUUGUAUCUUGUGAUUCAACUGACAAAGUUGGAGAGCUUCUUUGCAAAUUCUCUGAGUCUAAUAAUCUUCCCAUCACAUCAAUACCAUGGAUUAGUGCAUAUGGGGAGGAUAACUGGGUGUCGAUUAGUGCACCUGCAUCCAUUUUGCUAGCACUUCGCUCCUCUGAGAUACUGUCAGGAAUGCGCUCGCGUGUACUUGAUAUCCACUCUCCUUAUCAUGCAAAGCAUAUAUUUUCAAAUAUCGACAUCGAUGCAAUCCUCGAGACAACCGAUUCUCAGGAGUGGGAGCGAUAUAGAGCCGUUCGGCCUAUGGUUUCGAGCACCACUGGAGAAGUAAUUGAGCCCGAAGGACUCCGAUCCCGCUUGGAGGCAGCACUCAUUCAAAUUUUGAUUGAGCCGAUCAGAUGGACAGAGCUCACUCAGGGGCUGGCUGCAUUCAUGUCCUCAAUCAACGCAACGAGGUUCCACGUUAUUUCUAUUGGCACCAAUGCAGAGGCCACAUUAACUGCAUCACUGAGCUCCAAGAUGCAACUUGAUGAUUCACAAGUCCCCAGUAAUGGCGAAAGUGUGAAGCCAGACCAAAACGGUGGCGAGGCCCGUGGAAAUAUGGUCCGUGGUCGAUCCAAGAUCGCUAUCGUUGGCCUCUCAGGCAGAUAUCCAAGUGCAGAGAAUAACGAGGAAUUCUGGGAUCUCAUCUUCCGUGGACUAGACGUGCAUAAAACUGUGCCAGAUCUCCACUGGAGUGCUAAGACACAUGUUGACCCUACCGGCAAGAAAAAGAAUACCAGUGCUACCCCGUACGGCUGCUGGUUGGAACAUCCUGAGGCAUUUGAUGGACUCUUUUUCAACAUGUCACCCCGCGAGGCACCCCAAGUCGACCCUGCUCAGCGUAUCGCCUUGAUGACCGCCUAUGAAGCAAUGGAACAAGCCGGAAUUGUCCCUGGCGCUACCCCAUCCACCCGCCACGACCGGGUGGGCGUCUUCUAUGGAGUCACAAGCAAUGACUGGAUGGAAACUAACAGUGCCCAAAACAUCGACACCUACUUCAUUCCUGGUGGUAACAGAGCGUUCAUCCCAGGCAGGAUCAACUAUUUCUUCAAAUUCAGCGGUCCCAGCUACAGUGUUGACACUGCAUGCUCUUCUAGUUUGGCAUCUCUCCAUAUCGCUUGCAAUUCUCUGUGGCAGCGUGAUAUUGAUACUGCCAUUGCGGGUGGAACAAACAUCCUUACCAACCCUGACUUUACUGCUGGUCUGGAUCGUGGACACUUCCUCUCACGCACUGGUAACUGUAAGACGUUUGAUGACGAUGCCGAUGGGUAUUGCCGUGGAGAAGGUGUUGGCACCGUUAUCCUGAAGCGUUUGGAGGAUGCCAUUGCUGACAAGGAUCCUAUCCACGGUCUCAUCUUGGGAACUUACACAAAUCAUUCGGCGGAGGCAGAGUCAAUCACCCGCCCGCAUGUUGGAGCCCAGAGGGAUAUCAUGAGAAAUAUUCUGAGCAACAGUGGAGUUGAUCCAUACAGUGUGAGUUACGUUGAACUGCAUGGAACAGGUACUCAGGCAGGCGAUGCUAGAGAAAUGACCUCUGUCCUGGACACUUUCGCGCCUGCAGACGCCCGUCGAUAUCGUCGGCCCGAAGAGUCCUUACAUCUAGGCUCAGUUAAAUCCAACAUCGGUCAUGGAGAGGCUGCUGCUGGAGUCAGUGCUCUGAUCAAGGUUCUCUUGAUGUUGAGAAACAAUACCAUCCCUCCGCACUGUGGUAUCAAAAACAAAAUCAACUCCAGCUUCCCAACCGACCUUGAUACCAGGAACGUAUAUAUUGCAAAGAAGGCCGUCCCCUGGCCUUCAAAGGAGGGGCAACCACGCAGGGUAUUUAUAAACAACUUCAGCGCUGCAGGAGGAAACUCUGCCCUGGUCCUUGAAGAAAAACCUGUAGAGGCUGAGAUUCUGGGAACAGAUCCUAGAGCUGCCCAUGUGGUAACGGUGUCAGCCAAAUCAGCAAUUUCUUUGAGUCGAAACAUCCAGUCACUGGCAGAUUAUAUUGAGAAGCAUCAAGACGAGGCUCUUUUCCUUCCCCAGUUGUCCUAUACCACGACCGCACGUCGAAUUCACCAUCAACAUCGAGUUGCUGUUACCGGUACAUCUGCUGCCGAUAUCAAGGCAGCUCUUGAAACAGCGGCUGCAAAUGGAGAUGGCAAGGUUAGAGCAAGAGUUGCACCCAAGGUCACAUUCACAUAUACUGGACAAGGUGCUCAGUAUGUUGGUAUGGCUAAGCAGCUAUACAAAUUAUUCGAUCAAUUUAAGAGAGACAUCAACCGGUUUGACAGCCUUGCCCAGAAGCUAGGAUUCCCCAGCUUCAUUUCUGUGAUUGAGGAUGAGUCUAGCCAGCAACAGCACGAUAUCUCUCCAGUCACCUUACAACUCUCCAGUGUCUGUAUGCAAAUGGCUUUAUCUCGGCUGCUUAUUUCCUGGAAUAUCAUUCCGGACAAUGUCAUAGGUCACAGCCUUGGUGAAUAUGCUGCUCUUAAUACCGCUGGUGUUCUAUCUGACACAGACACCAUUUUCCUCGUGGGAAGACGUGCUCAGUUGUUAGAGCAGCAUUGUACACUUGGAACACACAGCAUGCUUGUGGUUAAGGCUUCUUUAUCUGCCGUCCAGAGAGCACUCGAUGGUACGGACUUUGAGGUUGCAUGUAUCAAUGCACCAGAGGAGACUGUGCUUGCCGGCCCCAACACACAAAUUGAAGCCCUCAAGGAGUCCUUGAACAACAAUGGCCUCAAGACAAAGAUCAUUUCGGUGCCUUUUGCAUACCAUUCUUCCCAGGUAGAUUCCAUAUUGAACCAUUUCGAGACACUGGCUACAGGCGUUAUGUUCCGCAAGCCAGCGAUUCCGGUUAUAUCUCCAUUGCUAGCCGAGGUCAUCGUGGACGAUGGUAUCAUUUGCCCUAGGUAUCUAAGGAGACAUUGCCGUGAGACCGUCAAUUUCCUUGGAGCCCUUCAGCAUGUCAAAGAGACUGGAGUCGUGAAAGAUAAGUCCUUUUUCGUUGAGGUAGGCCCCCACCCUAUCGUGACUGGUAUGGUUAAGGCAAUCUUUGGGACCUCUGUCACUUCUAUGCCUACGCUUCAGCGUAGCCGUGAUGACCUGAAGGUUGUAACCGAAUUGCUUGUUUCCCUUUAUUCGGCCGGCACCGACCUUCGCUGGAACGAGUACCACCGCGACUUUGAGGCCUCUCACAAGGUCCUGGAACUCCCUGCAUACAACUGGGACUUGAAGAACUACUGGAUGCAGUACGUGAAUGACUGGUCUUUGCGAAAGGGUGACCCGCCAUUGAUCGUUGGCCCUUCGUCCUUGACCUCAACUACCAUCCACAAAGUAGUGGACGACAGUAUUGACAAAAUUGUUGUCGAGUCGGAUAUGGCACGCGAAGAUUUUAAUCCCUUGGUACAAGGCCACGAGGUCGAUGGCGUGCCUCUAUGCACACCAUCUGUCUAUGCGGAUAUAGCCCUUUCCAUCGGCAAGUAUCUUCUGGAGAGAUACCAUCCAGAAAUCGAAACGAACCUGGUCGACGUGGCCAACAUGACUGUCUUGAAGGCAUUGAUUGCUCGGGCUCAGGGGCCCCAGCCUCUUCGCACCAUAGCAACUGUCGAUUGGUCUGCUAAGAAAGCUGGCGUUUCCUUCCGCUCUUACGAUAAAUCUGGAGAGCCAACGGUGGAACAUGCGACCUGCGAGAUACACUUCACUGAUCGGUCUAGGCUCAAGCUGUUAGAGAGCUCUACUGCAACUAUCAAGGCUCGAAUGGGCGCUAUGCGCGAGACCCUUGGAAGCGGUGAAACCCAAAGAUUCAAUCGAGCAAUGGUUUAUAAGAUGAUCAGUCCUUUGGCACAAUUCCACCGAGACUAUCAGCCACUCGAUGAAGUUAUCAUCGAUAGCAACAGCCUGGAAGUCUCCAGUCAGGUCAACUUCACAGGUGUCCAGGCUGCUGGUAACUUCUUUGCCCAUCCAGCUUAUAUUGACGGCCUCACACAGGCAGGAGGGUUUGUCAUGAACUGCAAUGACAGUAAUGAUUUGGCAGUGGAGGUGUUCGUUAACCAUGGCUGGGAGUCUCUGCAGCUGUAUGAGCCUCUUCAGAAGGAGAAAAAGUAUAAGACUUUCUGUCAUAUGUCUCCAGGAGACAACAGAAAAUUCCAUGGAGAUGUGGUGGUCUUUGAUGAAAGCGAGAAAAUCGUAGCCAGUUACAAGGGCAUUGUUUUCCAAGGCGUUCCUCGUCGAGUGUUGCGUUUCUUCUUGAAGCCUGAAGCGCCGGCCGCUCCCCGUGGACAAGCAAACCAAAAGACCACAGCACGACCAGCUCCUGUUGCACCAGCUGCAACGGCCAUGCCAACUUCUACCUCCAAGCCAAUCGCUAAGCCCGCCAUGGCUCCAACAACAUCCAGCACCAAGUCACCAAAGGUCAAGCAGGCAUUCCAAAUCAUCUCAGAAGAAGCCGGCGUGCCUGUUGAAGACCUCACGGACGAUUGUGUCUUCACAGACAUGGGAAUUGAUUCGCUGUUGGCCCUAGUGAUCACAAGCCGAUUCCGGGAGGAGCUCGAGUUGGACGGGGAACUGGAUGAUAUAUUCCUCACGUAUACCUCGGGAAAAGCACUUAGAAGCUACCUUGCAAAGCAGUCAGGUUCGGAGAUCCCAAUAGUGGUGGAACCAACACCAUUACCGGUCAUUGCGCUAAAUGUUGAACCCGCCGUCACUUCUCGAAUCUCCAUGGGUGCCGAUUGUGCUGCUGCCCUUGCUAUAGUGUCUGAAGAGAGUGGAAUUGCGAUUGCAGAGCUCGCUGAUGAGUGUAUCCUUGCAGAAAUUGGUAUCGAUUCACUUCUGGCGCUUGUUAUCGUCAGUCGUUUCAAGGAGGAAUUGGACGUCGAUAUUGACAGUCAAUCUGUGUUCACAGAUUCCUUCACGAUCCGAGACCUGAAGGCAUUCUUUGGAAAAGGGGAAUCGACUAUUACUACCCGCGCACCGUCCAUUCUGAUGGAAAGCUCUGACGAAAAUACCAUGUCAUCCAUGACACCGCCAGACUCAAGUUCCGACUACGACACGUCCGAGAAGCCAGAACACAUUGCUGUACCGCCUGCCACAUCUGUUCUAUUGCAGGGUAUUGCAAGACAUGCAGAGAAGAUCCUCUUCCUCUUCCCUGACGGCUCAGGAUCUGCAACUUCAUAUUCAGCAAUCCCGCGGCUGAGUCCCCGCGUAGCUGUCAUCGGGCUUAACUCUCCCUAUAACAAGAUCCCAGAGCUUUUCAGAUGCACUCUCGACGACCUGAUUGAUAGUUACAUAGAUGAGGUCCGCCGUCGUCAACCAACAGGGCCAUAUUAUUUCGGAGGCUGGUCCGCCGGAGGUAUUUUGGCCUACCGCGCCGCUCAAAAGCUGAUUGAAGCUGGUGAAAAAGUUCUCGAUCUUAUUCUAAUCGAUUCCCCGGUCCCAAGGGGGUUGGACAAGCUGCCACAGCAUUUCUAUGAUCACUGCAGCAAGUAUCAGGUAUUCGGACACCGUGCUGGGCCAACCAAGGGCCAUGCGAAGGCGCCAGCAUGGCUCAUUCCACACUUCAAUGCAACAAUUGACACCCUACAUGAUUACCAUGCGUCCCCUCUUCCUGCUGGUAAAACGCCACGAACGACUAUCAUAUGGGCGUGUGAGAGUGUAAUUGAUGGUGUUAAUGUGCCCAAACUACAGUCCCAUCCCGACGAUACACCGGGCAUGAAGUUUUUGUCUGAACAACGCACCGACUUUUCAGCAGCUGGGUGGGAGGCCGUCUUUCCAGGAGGAGAGAUUAUCUUGGAGCGUAUUGAGCGCGCCAACCACUUCUCUAUGAUGAAAGGAGAGCAUGCAUCUAAGCUAGCUGCAAUCAUUAAAGCUGCACUAGCAUAA